AUGUCAUCGUCGGGCGCAAUGGAUCUGGGAAGAGUAACUUCUUUGCAGCGAUUCGGUUUGUCCUCAGCGAUGCCUACACUCACAUGGGGAGAGAGGAGCGCCAGGCGCUACUGCACUGCUGACAAUCAGCAGGAGGGGUCCGGGUCAGCCGUGAUGUCCGCCUACGUCGAGAUCAUCUUUGAUAAUUCCGAUGAACGUUUUCCCACCGGAAAAGACGAGCUGAUUCUCCGUCGUACUAUUGGACUGAAAAAGGAUGAAUACUCUCUGGAUCGAAAAAAUGCUACCAAAGCAGAUGUAAUGAAUUUGUUGGAGUCGGCAGGGUUUUCGCGCUCGAAUCCAUAUUACAUCGUACCCCAGGGCCGUGUUACAACUUUGACGAAUAUGAAAGACUCGGAACGUUUGGUUCUUCUUAAAGAAGUCGCAGGUACACAAGUGUAUGAAGCUCGCCGCGCGGAGUCAUUGAAAAUCAUGAACGAAACCAAUAAUAAAAUUGCCAAGAUUGACGAGUUGCUGGAUUACAUCAACGAACGUCUUGCAGAAUUAGAGGAGGAGAAAGACGAACUUAAGAAUUUCCAAGAAAAGGAUAGGGAAAGAAGAUGCCUCGAGUAUACAAUCUAUGCACGAGAACAAGCCGAAAUCGCCGGUGCGCUCGAGAAUAUUGAGAAUCAAAGGCAAACAGGGGUUGACGACACGGAUGCGAAUCGCAACAGAUUUAUACAGGGUGAAAACGAUAUUGCGCAAGUUGACACUGAAAUAGCAGAGCACAGACAACAAAUUGAACUUCUCAAGGUAGAGAAGUCACAGUUGGAAGAUGAUAGGCGGGAUGCUUCUCGAGCGCUCGCUCAGGCCGAGCUGCAAGGGAAAUCUCUUGCGGAUGGACAAUCUGCUGCCCAGCAAGCUAAGAGCAGGCGCGAAUCGGAGCUGAAUUCUGUACAGACUGCGAUAGCGGAGCGUGAAGCGGAAUUAAACAAGCUGACCCCCGAAUUCAUAGCACUCAAAGAGGAAGAGGAAACUUCUAAGUCGAACUUGACCGAAGCCGAAACAACUCGCCAGAGACUCUAUGCCAAACAAGGUCGAAUUUCGAGAUUUCGAAACAAGUCAGAGCGAGAUAAAUGGCUCCAGAAAGAAAUUCAAGAUACUUAUACGUCACUUUCAACAGUGAAAGCCGUCCGCAUGCAAACCGCCGAAGAAAUAACACAGCUAGAGAAUGAAAUCGCAUUAAUAGAACCUGAGACAGAGAAACUUCGAAAGCAGCUGGAUGGAAGGGGUGAUGCAAUGCAGUCAAUGGAUCAAGAAGUUCAACGAGCAAAAGAUGAGCGAGAUAGCCUGAUGGACCAGAGAAAGGAACUUUGGAGAGAGGAAGCUAAACUUGAUUCGAUUCUGUCGAAUGCUUCCCAAGAAGUGGAUCGCGCGGAGCGGAGCCUCUCGCAUAUGAUGGACCACAAUACGAGCCGUGGAAUUGCUGCAGUACGUCGGAUAAAGCGCCAGUAUGAUCUUGAUGGUGUAUUCGGAACAUUAGCGGAAUUAUUUGAUGUCAGCGAUAGAUAUCGUACGGCAGUCGAAGUUACUGCCGGACACAGCCUUUUUCAUUAUGUUGUGGACACUGAUGACACCGCCACGAAGGUAUUGGAAAUAUUGCAAAAAGAGAAAGCUGGCCGAGUGACGUUUAUGCCCUUGAAUCGACUCAAGCCCAGACCUGCCAACGUCCCAAGAGCUAGUGACACGAUUCCCAUGAUUGAAAAGCUCCAAUAUGACUCAAAGUAUGAGAAAGCUUUUCAACAGGUUUUCGGCCGCACCAUUAUUUGUCCCAAUCUUCAAGUCGCAUCGCAAUACGCGCGCAGUCAUGGUGUUAAUGCCAUUACUCCAGAUGGCGAUAGGUCAGAUAAGCGCGGCGCCUUGACUGGUGGUUUCCACGACUCUCGCGUAUCACGUCUUGAUGCCAUGAAAACUGUGACGAAAUGGCGCGAUGAGCUAGAAGCCAAAAGAAACCGGGGUGUCGAGAUUCGUCGUGAGCUGGAUAAGAUGGAUCAGCUUAUCACGAGGGCAGUUGGAGAACUGCAAAAGCUUGAGCAACGGAAACAACAGUUCCAAGGUAGCAACGCGCCUUUACGCCAGGAAAUCAAAAGUAAACGAGACCUUCUUCACAACAAAACAGAUACGCUGGAAGCAAAACGUCGUGCGUUGAAGAAUAUUGAAGCCAACAUCACUGCAUUAACUGAUCAAAUCAAUGCACAUGAGGAAGAAUUGUCCACGCCGUUCGAAAAAGCUUUGUCAAAUGAGGAAGAAGCCCGCCUUGAGAGCUUGAGCUCUGUGGUUCAAGACCUUCGGCGUCAACAUUCAGAUGUGUCUAGCAAGCGGAGCGAAUUAGAAACUAGAAAGUCGAUCCUAGAGGUGGAAUUGCGAGAAAACCUUCAUCCCAGGCUUGAUCAGUUAUUAGGCCAUGAUAUUGAAGCUGGCGAGGAUACCAUUCAAGGAAAUCUGAAAGAAAGCCAACGUCAGAUUAAGAAGCAGACCAAAGAACUGGAAAAGCUCAAUCAACGACUACAGAAAUUGGAGGAUUCCAUCGAAGAAAGGAAUGCCGAAAUGAUCCAACUUGAACAACGCAAGGCUGAUAUCAGACGGGAACUUGAUGAGCUUGCCAAGUCAAUUGAAAGACACCAGCGGCGAAUGGAAAAGAGCAUGCAGAAGAAGGCUGCAUUGACGAAGCAAGCUGCUGAAUGCAGUGCCAAUAUUCGUGACUUGGGGGUGCUGCCAGACGAGGCAUUCACCAAGUUUAAGAAUACGGAUUCUAAUGCAGUCGUUAAGCGAUUGCAUAAAGUUAAUGAAGCACUAAAGAAAUACUCCCAUGUUAACAAGAAGGCCUUCGAGCAGUACAACAAUUUUACAAAGCAGAGAGAGACAUUGAUGGGGAGACGAGAAGAACUCGAUGCUUCGCACAAAUCAAUCGAUGAGCUGAUUACAAUUUUGGAUCAACGAAAAGACGAAGCAAUCGAGCGGACAUUCAAACAAGUAUCUCGUGAAUUUGCCAAGAUAUUUGAGAAACUGGUUCCAGCUGGACGUGGUCGGCUUAUCAUCCAAAGGAAAACAGAUCCUACGAAUCGGCAAGAUGACGAUAUUGACUCUGAUGAGGAAGAAACGCGCCGUAGUGUCGAGAAUUACGUCGGUGUUGGUAUUAGCGUCAGCUUCAAUAGCAAGCAUGAUGACCAACAACGAAUUCAACAACUUAGCGGAGGACAGAAGAGUCUUUGUGCCCUAGCACUUGUCUUCGCGAUUCAAGCAUGUGAUCCGGCUCCUUUCUAUCUCUUCGACGAAAUCGACGCCAAUCUCGACGCACAAUACCGCACGGCGGUCGCACAAAUGCUCAAAUCUAUUUCAGAGGAAACAAACGGCCAAUUUAUCUGUACUACUUUUAGGCCGGAGAUGCUUCACGUUGCGGAGAAAUGCUACGGUGUUAGUUUCCGGAGUAAAGCCAGUACUAUCGAUGUAGUGUCGAGAGAGGAGGCGUUGAAAUUUGUGGAGGAGCAAAAGACUUGA
Molecule: messenger RNA, 3534 nt
Organism: Uncinocarpus reesii 1704
Lineage: Eukaryota; Fungi; Ascomycota; Eurotiomycetes; Onygenales; Onygenaceae
Product: chromosome segregation protein sudA
Exons: 4
Coding region: 1-3534 (1177 amino acids)
Biological process (GO): mitotic sister chromatid cohesion
Cellular component (GO): chromosome
Molecular function (GO): ATP hydrolysis activity; protein binding; double-stranded DNA binding
Source: RefSeq, a predicted model, not a curated record